AAAUCUGUUCGGUGGCGUUACAACCGGAAUUAUGACGGAAAAUUUGGGCAUGCGCCUCUCAACCACAGUUUAUGGAGGAAUAUUCUUAUUUCUGGCUGUUAUAUGUCUCGUGGUCCACUUCUACGAACCCUACCUUCAUAAGAAGAAACAAGAAAAGAAAUGGCGUUGGAUGAAGCAAAAUCUGGGCGAAGAGAUGCCCCUGGUGAAGAAAGACCCGUCUUCUGGGUACAAACCACUCGAGAACGGGCGGAUUCCAUCCCAAAGCGAUGCCUUGCUGAGUCACUGCAUUGUGCCUGUGAGCGAAAAGAAUGACGUCAUUCUCAGUGAUAACAAGUCAAAACUUGAAUGGCUGGACGAUCCCGCUCAAGCUAAGAACUUCUGGUUAACGUAACAAAAAAGAAAAAGGAUUCCAAAUGAAGUGUUGAAGAGUUUAUUGUAUACUUUGUAUUAUAAAUAUAUAUAUUGCAACAAAUUGUUUAUUAAAAAUGACUUUUUUUAGUAA
Molecule: messenger RNA, 502 nt
Organism: Parasteatoda tepidariorum (common house spider)
Lineage: Eukaryota; Metazoa; Arthropoda; Arachnida; Araneae; Theridiidae
Product: MFS-type transporter SLC18B1
Biological process (GO): transmembrane transport
Molecular function (GO): transmembrane transporter activity
Source: RefSeq, a predicted model, not a curated record